CCUUGGGGAUGGAGACUCUGCUUCCCAGCCUCCCCGUGGGCCACCGCUAGGCGAUCAGAGCAGCCGUUACCAAAGUACCAGGUUGAGGGGGGCAGGACCCGACCACUACCUCUGAGUAAUCCCAGCAUGAGGUGGCUACUUGAGGACAAUCCCACCACCAGGGAAAAUCCGAUGGAUGACUGUGUGCGGAUGGGGACACUGUUUGGGAUGUUCAACAAGUGUCUGCGAGGGAUGGGUUUCAACCAGAUGUACUUUGGGGACAAGAUAGUCGAGCCAGUAGUAAUUGUCGUCUUCUGGCUACUGCUGUGGUUCCUUGGCAUCCAGGCCCUGGGACUAGUGGGAUGUCUAUGCAUCAUCAUCAUUUACAUCCAGGAGUAAUGAGUGUUGUCACUGGUAUCUGUGGAUGCUUCUGGACAUUUUAUAUUUGGACGACACCGCACAAGGGAUCUAUAUGCUUUUUAGAGAGCGCUGUCCUGUAUUGGUUCUGUCAUGCUGAGUGAUGUGCACUUUACAGGUGUCUGUGGAGGAAAUUGAAUUGGAGGAGAAACAAAGCUGAUUACUUCCAUCAGAGCUCAAGAUGCAAAAGAGUUUAUUAAGAAUAUACAAAGACAACCCAUUGUACCAUACCAUUGGUGACUGUGUCUAUCCUUGAGGCCUUUUUGCGUGUUACUUUUACGUGACCUCUUGUGUAAUUCAGGGAGUUAAUAAUUGAGGAAAAAAAAGUUCUAGGGCUUGAUGCCUAGAAUUUUGAGAGGGUCUGUGGGAUUGUUUUUUUCUGGACUAAUACAAAACAACAAUUGUGAGGUUAAAGUGUCUUGAUGAUGUCAAGACCACACUCCACCCAACUUAUCCAAGCAUGCCUUUUGGACCUUGCUUUGUGCAAUGGGACAGUAAAGUUCACUACUGCUGAUUGUAUUCUCCAGAGGGAACCAAUAAAAUCUCUCCUGGAAAAGUA
Phycodurus eques (leafy seadragon) is the source of this 955-nucleotide messenger RNA. It is a transcript of the gene fam241a, whose product is annotated as family with sequence similarity 241 member A. The record is from RefSeq and is a predicted model, not a curated record. The transcript is spliced from 2 exons. Gene Ontology annotation, cellular component: intracellular membrane-bounded organelle. The coding region runs from base 127 to 378 and encodes 83 amino acids. NCBI's taxonomy places the organism in Eukaryota, Metazoa, Chordata, Actinopteri, Syngnathiformes, Syngnathidae.